CUGACGCGUCUGUGGUCGGCCGGUGCUGUGAGCGCGCGUUACCGAAGUUUCAGUUUUGCUGCGCUUUAAGGAACGCGCACCUGUCCUCAGUGAUUUAUUACUGCUAGUGACAGAGACACGACAGCGUAGCUCGGCAGUCAGAAUUAUACUGCAUUUACUGUGCAUUUUAUUAUAGAAACACCUCGUGAAACUAUUGGCCGUCCCUGGACGCAUUUACUGGUCCUGCAGGACGAUCAUACCUGUCGCUGGUUCUAGCUUUCUUUUUUCAUUAUGCCUCGUUCAUUUCUGGUGAAAAAGAGCAGGAAGGGAGGUUUUCGUUCCUCUCUUCCCAUCGCUGACGUGCCCUAUAUAGGCCUGGUUGGUUGGUCUGUCCCCAUAAAAGUGGCUACACUGCCAGAGGAAUCAGGCCAAGAGAUACAACCAUAUUCUCCAAUCAUGCAGCAAAACAGUACACACAGCAGUCUCAAUAAUGACUGGAAAACAGAUCCAGCCGGUUUCCGGUACGGCCCUCCUCCGUCUCCAGGGCACUGGUUACCUGUCAACUCUAGAGACAUAGCAGACAUACAAGGGCUCAACAGCAGGGACAGUUCACUGGAAUGUUCUCUGAUGAGUCCUCGGAGGGAUUUGGGCCCAAAACAUUGCAGCUUGUGUGGCAAGGUUUUCUCAUCUCUUGCUCGCCUGGAGUCUCACGUGUACAGAUCGCAUGGUAGUCAUCAUGGACGGUCUCUGGUAUUCUGUGACAGCAAGGACCCUGCGAUGCCAUGUAGGAUAAAGGAACGAACAUUUGAGUGUAAGGAAUGUGGGAAGGUAUUCAAACGCUCAUCCACUCUGUCCACCCACCUCCUGAUCCACUCGGACACACGGCCAUAUCCCUGCCAGUACUGUGGCAAGAGAUUCCACCAGAAAUCCGACAUGAAGAAACACACCUUCAUACACACCGGAGAGAAGCCACAUGUUUGUAAAGUGUGUGGUAAAGCCUUCAGUCAGAGCUCCAAAUAA
Molecule: messenger RNA, 999 nt
Organism: Sinocyclocheilus anshuiensis
Lineage: Eukaryota; Metazoa; Chordata; Actinopteri; Cypriniformes; Cyprinidae
Product: zinc finger protein Gfi-1b-like
Exons: 6
Coding region: 271-999 (242 amino acids)
Biological process (GO): regulation of transcription by RNA polymerase II
Cellular component (GO): nucleus
Molecular function (GO): DNA-binding transcription factor activity, RNA polymerase II-specific
Source: RefSeq, a predicted model, not a curated record